Triticum dicoccoides is the source of this 587-nucleotide messenger RNA. RefSeq lists its product as uncharacterized. The record is from RefSeq and is a predicted model, not a curated record. NCBI's taxonomy places the organism in Eukaryota, Viridiplantae, Streptophyta, Magnoliopsida, Poales, Poaceae. Bases 153 to 425 code for a protein of 90 amino acids. The transcript has a single exon.
GGCCCUCCUGUAUAUAUAACAUCAUCCGGCUCCUACUCUUCCUCUCAUCAACCCAAGCAGUCAGUUCUUCACUUACACAACAGAUUCUACACUCCACUACUGCCCAAUCUUCAGGAACCUCAAAGUUUUGCAAAAGAAAGAAGAGAGAGAUCAUGGCGGGUGCGGCGAAGGCGUCAUGGACGGUGGCGAUGAGUGUGGGCGCGGUGGAGGCGCUCAAGGACCAGGCGGGGCUCUGCCGCUGGAACUAUGCGCUCAAGUCCAUCCACCGAGCUGCCAAGGCCAAGGCCACCAUCCGCGGUGGCGUCUCGCAGGGCAGCAAGCAGCUUCAGGCCUCCGCGUCGGCCGUGGCGGAGAGGCGGCGAGCAGAGAAAGCAGAGGAGGGGCUGAGGACGGCGAUGUACCUCAGUUGCUGGGGUCCCAGUUAGUGGUAGCUAGCAUGAGGUGUUUCUGCAGUUCUGCUAGCUCUAUCAUCCAGCAACAACCAUGCCGUGUGACUCGGCUGGUUAAUUCCCUCCCGAUUGUAAAUUUGUCUCACCAUGAUGAUGAUGAUGAUGAUGAUGAAAUCUUCCUCCACUUUUGAGUUCAAA